GUCAGUGUUGGUGGUGGUGACAUCUGGCGGCUGAGAAGUGAACCAGCCAGCCAGACGCCGGACAGACUUGCAAGGACAAUGGCUGAGAAAGGUGAAAUCAAGAGUGCUUCAUCUAGCCAUUUGGAAGAGUUGGUGGAUCGUUUCAAGUCAAACAAGAUGAGUGGAAGAACCAUGAAGUACCCCUAUACCAUAACUGCGAAGUUUCUUUCCUUCCCCUACAAAUAUUACUACAAGAAUGUAUGGGCUUUCAGAUAUUAUGUUUUUAGUGUGGUGCUUUGCAUGCCUAUAUUCUACAAGAUCCAAAAACUUGCAUGUUCUCCUGCCAAUGUAGCUAAGUUUGCAGAAAAGGCAGCAAAGGAGAAGGCAGCAGGAGGGCAUUAAUCUAGAAAAAAUCUACAGCUUCAGACCCAAUCAAUGUAAAUGCUCUGCAUGUGUUUUUAGUACACUUGUAUAAAAUGUGACUAAUAAAUUGUAAAUUGUU
Molecule: messenger RNA, 481 nt
Organism: Cherax quadricarinatus
Lineage: Eukaryota; Metazoa; Arthropoda; Malacostraca; Decapoda; Parastacidae
Gene: roh
Product: reduction of Rh1
Source: RefSeq, a predicted model, not a curated record